Molecule: messenger RNA, 2382 nt
Organism: Macrosteles quadrilineatus (aster leafhopper)
Lineage: Eukaryota; Metazoa; Arthropoda; Insecta; Hemiptera; Cicadellidae
Product: zinc finger CCCH domain-containing protein 13-like
Exons: 13
Coding region: 141-1907 (588 amino acids)
Source: RefSeq, a predicted model, not a curated record
GCCAUCGCCAUCUGAUCCGAUCCGCCAUUUUGUGUUGUGGAUGACAUAGUUCUUUCUUCGAUCAGUGUUGUUACUUUUGUAAAUUAAUUUCAGUGACUCUCAGCUUUCUAAGGAAAGAAUUUCAAUUCCUCAGGUUUGACAUGCCAGGUAGAUCACCUCAUCGCCGGUCUCCGCCGCCACCUCCGCUCAUAUCUCACCACUCGUCUGAGAGAAGUCGAGCCCACAGUCCUGCGAGACAGCGUAUAGAGAUGGCGUCGUCUAGUCGUGGCAGAGAUAGGAGGGAAUACAGGCCAUCCAUCAGGAGGAGCAGAUCUCCAGUUCCUCCUAAACGGCGUUCAUACAGCCCUCCUCCUAUAAAAAGGAAGGCUUCACCAAUUCCAGAAAGAGAGUUAUCCAGGAGACCAAAAAUCAGCAAAAGUCCAGUUGGCUCAAGAGGUGAAUCACGAGGAGCACCAGAAUUGCGUUACAAUUCAGCUGUAGACCCAGAACCAAGACCAGUUAGAAACGUUUCUAGCUCAGAAAGAUUCAGAGAAAGAGAUUAUGAAGACAACGAUGGCGGCGCACCCAAGUUCAGAGGCCCUGAAAACCCUGUGGACUAUAAUAUUAAUGAUUUGAAAAAGUUCACAAUAGAAAUUGUGAGGAAGCCGAGCAGUAAUCAUGGAGACACUACUAUUAACAGGAGUAUUAUAAAUCCCGAAGAUAUAGCCCCAGUUCGCCGCCCUGGCAUGAGAGGGGGAGUGGAUGGACAAAAGUUUAGAGGAUAUUAUAAUAACAGAGGAAAUUUCAAUGUCAGAGGAGGCUAUAGCAACAAUCACUACUCACAGCCACAAAAGUGGAAAAAUAACCAAGAGCCACCAAAAUGGAAAAACAAUCAAGAAUCUCAAAAAUGGAAAAAUUAUGAAGAGGAAGAAGAUUCUUAUAGCUUCAAUGCUCAAAGUGAAGGGUCUCGGCCCUUGUUUAGAAGAGGUGAUGUCGCUGCCAGUAAGGACAAGUCCAAUACUGAAGAAUACCAAAGGAUCGUGGCAAUUGACAAUUCCCGAGGUUCAGGUCAUGACAGGGGCCACUCCCGGGAGAGGCCGCCUCCUAGAUACUCCCCUGCCCCAGGUCCAAGUCACUACGAGGACAGUCGUAGGCCAUACUAUAAUGAGAGAGAACGCGGCCACAGUCCCUACGAAGCCAGGCAUCGCUCACCUCACAGAGACGAAUAUGUGGACAAACACAGAGAACGGAGAGGUGGUAGUAGAGAAGAUGUUAAACGAGCAGAUUUUGUUGUAAGGAAAAAAGAAGAACGCAGGUAUUCACCUGAAAGAAGACUGAGCUAUGAAAGAGAUCAGAGAGAAAGUGAUCUAAGAAGUCGUAUCAAUGAGAAGCGCAGUGAUCCUCAUCCUCGUGUAGACGAGAGAGAGCGAGAGAGAAGGUACGAGAGUGACAGAGAGAGAGGUGAAAGACAUGGGAGACCACAUCACUCUUCUCCACCUAGAGAACGUAGAAGACCUGCAUCGUCAGAAAGACACGAGGGGUCUCGGGAUCGAAGAGAGGCUUGGGAGAGGGACAGGGAAAGAGACAGAGAGGGGAGGGAGAGAGAAGGCAGACGUCGUCACAGUCGUGAACGUGAACCUCGGGAACACUCGGACAACCACUACGAAGACUCCCGUCGUCCACCUAAGGGAGAGUACGAGCCUAAGAAGUUUUAUAAGACUUAUGAACCAAAGGAGUUUAUUCCUCCUCCGGUAAGAGGAAGAGGCAUGCCCAUGCGUCGAGGGGUUCCUCCGAUCAUGCGAGGUCGAGGAGGAAUCGUUCGAGGCAUGAGUCGAGGGUUCCGAGGUGCAGUGAUGGUUCCUCGACUCCCGCGCGGCGGACCGUUCAUCCCGCGGGGAUUUCCUCCACGCUUUUUCCCUCCCUACUGAAGUAGGGUCGGACCACAUUCGUCUAGCAACAGCAACGGUGGUUAAAUCAUUUUCUAUCAUCACUUAACAAAUUGUUAAAUACUAUAUAAAACAAAAUAAGUUGCUGUUAAAAGAGUCAAUGCUGACAGACUGACAAACCUAAAUAUUCCAAAUGCUCUGGACAAAAAAAUAUACAAUAUAUAAAAAUAUAUAGUUUAUGAUUAUGAAGGUUGAAAAUUAACCUUUGCAACACUAUUUGGAUAGCUGUUUUAUCCAUCUAUAUGUUCUUAAAUUAUGUUAAAAAACAAAAAUAAAAAAAAAACAGAAAAAAGGUAAACAAAUUGUUCCAUAACUGUUAAUUGUUUAUAAACAGAAUCUGUUUAAUAUUAGGCUUCCGAUUGUUUAAUUAAAUUAUAUUAUUAAGAUUUUACCCUGGGAAUCGCCUAAAUGAUAUUCAUGGUACGUUGUUUUAUUAUAAUAGUCUUGUUUUAUAAAA